This is a messenger RNA of Manis pentadactyla (Chinese pangolin), 1845 nucleotides long. RefSeq names its product rhomboid domain containing 2 (gene RHBDD2). The record is from RefSeq and is a predicted model, not a curated record. Gene Ontology annotation, cellular component: membrane. Lineage: Eukaryota; Metazoa; Chordata; Mammalia; Pholidota; Manidae. The coding region runs from base 577 to 1248 and encodes 223 amino acids. The transcript is spliced from 6 exons. Gene Ontology annotation, molecular function: serine-type endopeptidase activity.
CCCUGAGGUGCCAUCCGCCACCUUCUUCACCGCGCUGCUCUCGCUGCUGGUGUCCGGGCCCCGCCUGUUCCUGCUGCAGCCGCCCCUGGCGCCCUCGGGCCUCUCGCUGCGGUCCGAGGCCCUGCGCGACUGGCAAGUGUUGGAAGUACUCAAGUAAUGAAGUGCUCUUCAGAUAAUGAAGCCUUACAGAGAUGGCCUGACUGAGCCACUAUGGAAGGAGAGGUCAGAAUUACAACCGAGGAGACUGGCAUACAGAGUCUUAAGUGACACCCACUCAAUCCACCCUGAAGCUGUUACAAUUAAUUAACCCUCAAACUGCCCGGUGAGAUAGUUUACAGGCUGGUGACCUACAUCUUUGUCUAUGAGAAUCCAGUCUCCCUGCUGUGUGGUGCUAUCAUCAUCUGGCGCUUUGCUGGAAAUUUUGAGAGAACCGUGGGCACCGUCCGCCACUGCUUCUUCACCGUGAUCUUCGCCAUCUUCUCCGCUAUCAUCUUCCUGUCAUUUGAAGCUGUGUCAUCGCUGUCGAAGCUGGGGGAAGUGGAGGAUGCCAGAGGUUUCACCCCCGUGGCUUUUGCCAUGCUGGGAGUCAACUCUGUCCGCUCUCGGAUGAGGAGGGCCCUGGUGUUUGGCAUGGUUGUGCCCUCAGUGUUGGUGCCAUGGCUGCUGCUGUGCGCCUCCUGGCUCAUUCCCCAGACCUCUUUCCUCAGUAAUGUCUGUGGACUUGGGAUUGGGCUAGCAUAUGGCCUCACAUACUGCUAUUCCAUAGACCUCUCAGAGCGGGUAGCACUGAAGCUCGACCAGAAGUUCCCCUUCAGCCUGAUGAGAAGGAUUUCGGUGUUCAAAUACAUCUCAGGCUCUUCAGCGGAAAGAAGGGCAGCGCACAGCCGGAGGCUGAACCCUGUGCCCGGCUCUUAUCCCACACAGAGUGGCCACCCUCACCUGUCCCCGAGCUACCCUGUCGCCCAGAUGCAGCAUGCCAGUGGCCCGAAACUAGCUUCCUGGCCAACCUGUGCACCUGGGCAUAUGCCCACCCUGCCUCCAUACCAGCCUGCCUCUGGCUUGUGUUAUGUGCAGAAUCAUUUUGGCACAAUCCCUAACUUCUCCGGGGUCUACCCAGCUUCCGCGGGUGCCUCCCUGGGGGUCCAGCCACCUGCCCCCCUCAACUGCCCUGGCACAGUGUAUUCUGGGGCCUUGGCCACUCCCAUGGCUGCAGGCUCCAAGGAGUGCUCAAGGGUCCUGAUCCCCUGACCAAGAAUUUCUAGGGAAGUUUCCUUGCAUCUUGGCUUUCUGAAGAAGAUCCUCUCUGAGCUAAGAUUUUCUUGACAAAAAAAUUAUUUAUUGAACACCUCUAUGUGCCAGGCUCUGCGUUGAGUACUCUGAUGUGUGUCCCUACUUCAGUCUCUUUCACCCUCAUGACAACGUUGUGAAGUACAUGUUAUUGUCCCCAUUUUAGAGAUAGAGAAAGCGAGACGCUCAGUGAUUACAUAAAGUCAAAUGGUUCUGUAGUUGUGCAGCUAGGGCAUUCGACUGCAGGCCCAGGGCUCCUCCCCGCCGUCCUGCCUCCCAGAGAACACACGGGAGAGGCAGCAUCAGUUGGCGGCAGCAGCCAGUGGCUCGUUCCAGCUCUGUUUCCUUCCCGUCAUUGUGUGCAGUGCUUUGUUUAUAGCAUCUGUGUCUGUGUCUGCCCUUCAGGAGCUGGUGUGCUCGGCAGUUCCCAGGCCCAUAUACUGUCUGUCCCCUGCAGUGACCCCGUCACCCAACUCUGCCCCAGAGGCAGCAGAUGGGCCAGUGUGAGCCACAGCAGCUUGUUGUUUACCUUUGUAUAAAGAAACGGCCUCCAGCCUG